AUGCCGCGCCAUGGCAGUACCGCCAAAAGUGAAUUCCAGUCAACAAGUAGCAUUAUGGAAAGUACAAAUAUAAUUUAUAAAACAAUGCGCACCACCCCACGACCACUCGUUGAACAUCAAGAUUCAGAUGAAAAAGCUAAAAAUGCCCCGCCUGAUAGUCUUAAAUCACAGACAUACUCUCAUAUCCCUCUUCCAUUGAAAGCAGAUCUAUUAAAGUCGUCGUCGUUUAUUAAAAGUGCACGUUCAUCAAUUAGCAGGCCAGUUUCUUCAACUGCAAGCCGUAUUAGUUUUUGUUCAGAAAACAAACACACAUUGGAAAUUCAGUUUAUCAACAAAAAUAAAAUGUUUAUGCAAAUGAAACGGGAAUUAGAGGAAAAACUAAAGCCUGCUGUGGACUUACAUAAAACUUUGGUGCAACUUAAGAGAAAAUUGAAAGAAUUAGGAAAGCUUGUUACAUUCGAAGAUAUAAAGUGGGACCCUAUGAACGAAUAUCAGAAAACCUUAGGAAGAAGUGAAGGUGAUGGAAGUUCACCUAAUGAACUACUGCAAGACUUGAAAGACUCCCUAAAACAAAUAUCAAAAACUAUGAUAGAUGUUUGUAAGAGUUUACUUAGCAGAAGAGCAAUGAUUGUAGAAGUUUUAGAGAAAGUAGCUAAUUCUGAAUUAAAUCUCUCUGACGUAACAUCAAAAAUAGAUUUAGUGAAAAAUGAAAGUCAACAAUUGGAAAAUUCCUUACAGAGCAUUAUGAAAGACCAACAAAAUAAAAUUAAUGAAUUAGUUAGUAAAUGGGAAACCCUUCUAAGUUCAAACAGAAUAAAUGUAAAAUCUGAAGAAUUAGAAUUACAACCUCAAGAACAUGAAACACUAAUGCGAGAAUCUAAACAUGUAAUUCAUAAUUUACAACAAAAACUAGAGAAUCGUAAAGUGGUUUACAAUAAGUCAUUAGCCGAAAUGAAUAAUAACAUUCGCAAUUUAAGAGAUCAAAUUCAACAACUUGAACAUGAUUUGGAAUGUGAACGUAAAUCCACUAAAGAAAUUAAGACCAGAAAUUCGAACAAUUCCAAAGUUACAAAAACUAUGAAAGACAAAAUUAUUGAAUUAGAAAAUUACAAAGCUACUGCAGAGGUUGCCAAAGUCGAGUUCGAACGGAAAAACAAAAUUUUAAAUGAACAACUGAAAAAUAAAGAGGCCCAAUGGAACAAAGAAAAAGAAGAAAUGACUAAGGCCUUAAAUAAGCACGCUUGCGAUUUUUCUAAAAUUACGAGUGAAAAAGCUGACUAUAAAACAAACUUAAAGGUUAUAGAAGCUCAAAAAAUUGACACUGAAAGAGAAUUACACGGCAAAAUUGAAUACUUGGAAAGUCAGGUAGAAACGUUUUGCAAAGAAAGUAAAGAAAAUGCUAAACAGAGAGACGAAGCUCGAGAAAAAUGUGCAGCAUUUGAAACUUUCAUUGCCAGAAUGGGACUUAAUAACAAAGAAACUAUGCAAAAAGUUUGUGAUAGCUUGAAAGAGGGCAACAAUGAACAAGCUGAGUCUUUGAGAGAAGAAAUGGCCAAAGAUGUAGAAAUGAGAGAGCUAAAAGACAAAAUGUCAAUUUUGGAAAGAGAAAGAUUUAUUUUAUUAGAAGAAAAGAAAAAUUUAGAAAAUACUAUACAUUCGACUGACAUAGGCAGAGAAAUUGCAAAACAACAAAAAUGCCUUAAUAAAUAUAAAUUUUUGUUAGAAGAGAGUGAAAAUAAGUUCAUGCAGAAAUGCAAUGAAGUCUCACAUCUACAAUCUCAGAUGAAACACCUCAAAGUGAGACAAGAAGCUCUGGAAGAACAAAAUUCAAAAUGUCCAACUGAGGAAUUGCAAAGGAUAGUUGAAGAAGGCCGGUAUAAACUUGAAGGAUUAAUGAAAAAAACUGUCGAAAAUGAACGAACAUUGGAAGAAUAUAUUAUUGUGCUUGAGAAAAAAGACCAUCAGAUAAACAACUUGGAAAAUUUAUUGCGAUAUCGUGACAAUGUGUCUAACAUUUUGAAAGGUGUUAGAGACACAGUAAUGUACGAUAAAAUGAGUUUGACAAAGUAUGCUACCGAACUGAGACAAAAUUUAUCAUACACGGUUGAAGAAAGCAAGAUGAAAGAAAUUCUGAUUAUAGAUUUGACAAAUAAAAUCGAAUUACGAGAGAAACAAUUAGAGAAACUGGAAGAAGAAAUUGAGGAUCUUAAAGCCAAUAUUGUAUUGGGCAAUGAUAAACGAUUUAUACUACAAAAAACAAUCGGGGAAAUGGAAAAGGAAUUACAAGAUGCUCGAGCUCGUGCUAAUCAGUUCGUUGACAACAAUUUUAGAAGUGAACGUAAAAAAUGUAAACCAUUUUAA
Ceutorhynchus assimilis (cabbage seed weevil) is the source of this 2361-nucleotide messenger RNA. Lineage: Eukaryota; Metazoa; Arthropoda; Insecta; Coleoptera; Curculionidae. The record is from the annotation of a GenBank genome assembly.